AUGACAACAGGGGGCUCCCUUGACUCGGAUGAUGACGAUGAUUCUGGCUGGUCUGAUAGGCUUGAAGAGAUCUACGAGCAGACUAAAUCCUUUCAUACAACGCAUCAGAAAUUUUUCAUUCGACUUUCACUGGCGCUUUCUGUUGCUUUUUGGGUCACGUUGUUCAGUUUACCACUUUACUUCGGGAAGCUUCACUAUUGCGUCUUCGGCUUUCGCGGGGAGCUCCAUGAGACGUACUCUGCGUAUGGUCGGGAUCCCGGCUGCAAGCCCGAAAUGGUCGGCAAGAUGCGAAACAUCGGAAGCUUCAAGGAGCCUGAGAUGGUGCAGUGGACACCAGACAUGACUCCCUGGCAUGACAACUUACGACACAGGGACAUUUGGUGUGGCUAUCUGCCAGCCACCUGGGAAGACUACUGGCCAAACAUUGCGCAGUUCAUCGUCUUCACCGUCUACGCCAGCACCGGGGACACGGUCCGCCUGGCCUGGCAGGGCCUCAUCGGCACGGCCGGUGCCUGCAUCAACCUCCAGUUCAUGUGCUGGCUUUAUCCUGGUGGAGCUUACGCAGCCACGUGUGCAAGCGGCGAACCCUGUGUCCCCAACAACUUCAGUUUUGUGGUGUGUUGGAUCGACGUGCUGGGUGUGCUCUUUCUUUUCCUGGCGUCAAGGGCCAAUGAGAACACCAUCAAGUUCGGGAUGUCCUGGCACGUGUGCUUCAUGAUGGACUUCAUGAAUCCAACAAAGCCACUGCCUGGCGGAGUCUUGGAGGAUCUGAGUGGUGUGAACAUUUGGUCAAACGACUUGGUCCCGGAGAUCUUACUGACCUCCGUGGUCGGAGCUGUGAUCUCAAUUCUGGCAACUUUUAUCCCUAGGAUCUUCUUUUGCAUGCGACCUCUCGCGAACAGGGUAUGGGCAGCUCAGAAUUCUCUGGCCUGUGCCGAACACAUUGGUAGCGUCUGGAAGGAGAGCAUCGAAUAUCUCUGUGGCACCAAAUCUUAUGCCAAGAAGUACCAACUGCAGCGGAAGAUCGACGAUGUGCGAGAAAAGAUUGCAAGCACCAAGGGCCAGGUGGAGCAAGCGUGGUGGGAGACCUUUCAGUGUGGAACACCGGAGCAGGUACGUCUGAAGCAGCAUGUCUUCCUGACAGGUGUGGAGGGUGUGCAGCGCACUAUGUACGCGUUGGCAAACUGCAUCUUGUGCGAAGACUUUGGUGGGCAACACAAUGAAUUUGUGGGUGCUCUCUACCAUAGCGUGAUGAGGCUUCAUGAGAAUUCCUUCAAACUCACGGUGACCUGUUCCCAUGCUUCGGCUGAUGGUGUCAUCACAGACGACGAAGCAGAAGAAAUUGAAGCCUUGCAAGAGAGGGUGCGAGAAUGCCAGCGCGAGCUCCUCCACAAGUUCCGACAAGCAGUGCCCUCCGGCAUUUCGGCAAGUCUGGCGGAAGAGAUCACUUUCCUGUUUGCUCUCUCCUUCUGGGCUACAACCACAGAAAACCUGGCUACCGAACUGGUGACGCACGAGCCCAGCAGAAGCUGGUAUACCGUGAUCAAGCAGGGCUUUGUGGACACCUGGGGUCUUCACCACGUCUUAGAGCCCGACCAUCUCAAGUUUGUUGUUCGCAACUUCAUUCCCAUAUCCACCUGCUAUAUUCUGGCAUAUGCAGUUCCUACGAAUUCCGUUUUCGUGCAGUACUCUGCAACAAUGCCAAACACAUUAGCGUUGCUGAUUACCCGCUUUUCCGGGUCUGCCUUCACAAAGAACAUCCAUCGGACACUCGGAGUCCUCUUGGGCAAGUUCUGGCCCAUACUUCUGAAGGCAUCCUGGAUGGCCUGGCCGUGCCAGUCAACGGAGCGUGGAAUUUUGCAACUGGUUUCCCUCUUCCUCUUUGUUGCCUUGUCAAGCUAUGUCUACUACAGCUCCACGACGUGGGCUACUAUUGCUGUGCUCGUGGCAGGCUACGGUGUCUACCCGCUCAUGAUCCCAUGCGAGAGCGAUGUCUCAUCGGACAGCUACUAUUCGGCGCGGUACAAGGAGAUCGGGCAGGUGACUGUCGCGAUCAUGCUGCAGUUCUGCAUCGAGUCGGCCUUGCACGCCACUUCUCCUGCAGAAUUGGCAAUCAAGAAAAUGGAGCAAGCAGUGCAGGCUGUCCGAACCGGCUUCCGUGGGUUCUUUGAAGGCGACCUGGACUUGAUGGCAGAGGGCAUGAAGACGGAAGGUUACCUGCUGGAGGCCAGGGCUCUGGCGGCUGAGGCGGACCCCAGCGUGCAGCUGGCCCCUGGCUGGCAGGCGCCCUUCAAGCUCCGACUCUACACUAUGAGUCUCGAUGUGUUAGAUCAAAUCAAGUCCGACUACGUCAUGCUCUUCAAUGCAUGCCUGGACCAGCAAUCCUUCUCGGCGAACGGGGAGAACACCUCCGAGAUUCUCCGACCACUGUCGGAGAACCCUGCAAUGAGGGCACUCUUCGAGCGACUCACAGGCCACUCGCACAACAUCAUGGACUCCCUCUUCAGGACAUUGAGACACACGUCAGAGACCUCACUCGACUCAGACAUCCUGAAAGAGGUCGUGGAAGUCUCCUUUCAUGCGGUGUUUCCAGAAGAUGAGCGCGAUCGACUUUACCGAACACUCACUCUGAAUCUGCCAGCCAUGUCCAAGCAGCACCUCAGUGUCGUCUACGAUCCACAAGCACGGGCGACUGUGGUCAUCCGGGCCUUGGAAAACGCAAUAAACCACUUGGAAGACAUCUGUUCACUCAUCAUUGGCGAGGACAUCUUCUGA
Molecule: messenger RNA, 2775 nt
Organism: Symbiodinium pilosum
Lineage: Eukaryota; Dinophyceae; Suessiales; Symbiodiniaceae
Source: the annotation of a GenBank genome assembly